AUGGCAAAAAGUUACAUCGUGAGUAGCGUCCCUUCUUUGCAGGGAGACCAGAAAGAAGAGACAAUGGUGAAUGUUCAUGGUUUACAAGACCGGCAGCCUCCAAGAAGCACAGAGAAGCAGCAACAGCAGCGUUUGAGGCACUCUUUUGAUUUGUUCUUUUCAAGCAAAAGAAAAGUUCCCAACGCUUCAGACCCUCUUCACAACCGCUGA
Messenger RNA from Dovyalis caffra, 210 nucleotides. NCBI's taxonomy places the organism in Eukaryota, Viridiplantae, Streptophyta, Magnoliopsida, Malpighiales, Salicaceae. The record is from the annotation of a GenBank genome assembly.